AUGUACAAGGGUGGUCUUCCAUGUCGAAGGAAAUUGCCCUGUGGAAAUGGCGACUUAAGAAGACAUAGAAAAAAUAAGAAAAAAAAAUAUAGACACAGAAAUAAAUACAGUACUUCAAGCAAAUCCAACAAAUCUAAUAGGUCUAGUGAAUCAGCAUUAUCAUCUGGAUCAUCAUCAUCAGCAUCUUCAUUGUCUGGCUCGUCUUCAGACGAGAAGAACCCGGGUAACACUGUCCACAAAAACAAGUAUAAGCAAAACUGGCUUUGGAAUCGUUAUAUGGACGGUGAUCGUAUGAAUGUAAACCUUUAUGCGCCUCAAUUUAACAAUCUGGGUCCUUCUGGAGCUGAUCUAUUCUUUGGCCGAAAGUGGUGGUACUUUAAUCAGGAUAACUAUAAACCAAUAAGAUGA
Molecule: messenger RNA, 408 nt
Organism: Galleria mellonella (greater wax moth)
Lineage: Eukaryota; Metazoa; Arthropoda; Insecta; Lepidoptera; Pyralidae
Exons: 4
Coding region: 1-408 (135 amino acids)
Source: RefSeq, a predicted model, not a curated record